Molecule: messenger RNA, 1805 nt
Organism: Branchiostoma floridae (Florida lancelet)
Lineage: Eukaryota; Metazoa; Chordata; Leptocardii; Amphioxiformes; Branchiostomatidae
Product: vesicular glutamate transporter 1-like
Exons: 11
Coding region: 72-1664 (530 amino acids)
Biological process (GO): monoatomic anion transport; transmembrane transport; synaptic transmission, glutamatergic
Cellular component (GO): synaptic vesicle membrane; excitatory synapse
Molecular function (GO): L-glutamate transmembrane transporter activity; neurotransmitter transmembrane transporter activity
Source: RefSeq, a predicted model, not a curated record
CGCGGAUAGAUACAGUGUAAGACGUCCGCCAACACACAGUCUCCUACAGAGCCUCCCGACUAUAGCCAAACAUGCCUUCCCUAGACCUACCUGUCUUGCCUAAACCGCGAGUUCCCAAGCGCUAUGUAGUUGCAGGUCUGGUGUAUUUAGGGAUCCUGUGCCAGUACUCCAUGAGGAGGAACUUGGACGUAGCGAUUGUGGCGAUGGUCAACACAACUAGUGAAGACCAACUCGAUACCUCCGGUGCAGACCCGCCGGCGAAGCCGGAAUUUGAUUGGUCGCAGACCAUGAUUGGCGUGUUGUUCGGUUGUUUCUACUGGGGGUACAUUCUAACAAAGUUGCUGGGAGGAUAUCUUUCCUACCGUUUCUCCCCCGUACGCGUUCUGGAAGGUUCUGUCUUCAUCGGAUCGAUAAUCCACAUCAUCCAGCCUCCGGCAGCAAGACUGAGUGUGGGAACUUUUAUCUUCACAAUCUUCCUACAGGGAUGUUCAGAGGGUAUGACCAUGCCUUCGGCCUUUUCCGUGCUUGGGGCCUGGUCUCAACACGCGGAAAAGAGCAGAUUAUCAUCUGUGGUCUUUGCAGGCCAGUACAUCGGCAUGGCCAUCGGUACCGCUGCUACCGGAGCUAUCACAAACAAGCUGGGGUGGGCCGGAUCCUUCUACAUAUUCGGAUUACUUGGAGUGACCUGGGGAAUCAUUGCCGACCUGUUUAUCCGGGAGCUGUCGUUAGAAAUCGCUCCGGAGAAUCCCGAAGAUGACUCGUUCCUCGGAGACGACACUGACAGACACAGUGUCAGCGCAAAGACAAGACCGCCUCCCAAGGUCCGUCCACCGGUGCCAUGGAAGCGCCUGCUGACGUCACCCCCAGUAUACUCCAUCGUGCUGUGCCAGGUGUGCCUGAAGGUUGCCACACACCUGAUGCUCAUCUACGCACCGCUCUACUACGUACACAGCUUUCACAUCGACGCUAAUCUGACCGGUAUUCUUGUUGGUCUGCCACCGCUGAUAUCCGGGGUCUGUAUGCCGCUCUCAGGAAUCUUAGCUGAUUCCCGCUACGGCAGGCAGACAAGGUCAACUACAGUCGUCAGGAAAGCUUUGACUACCGUCGGUUUCUUAGGCCUGGCUGCCUGUUACAUCCUCCUGGCGAUCUCCACCAGCCUUGGGAUGUCGCUGGCCAGUUUCUGCGCUGCCGGAGCGUUCGUCGCAGUGUCUAUGGGCGGAGGAUUCAACGUCAACCCAUUAGACCUGUCACCGUCGUUUGCCGGACUCAUCGGAGGCAUCUCCACAUCCUGCUCACAUCUGGCCGGGUCCAUCUGGGUCGUCAUUGUUGGUGUGCUGACGAAACACAAGACGAACCACGAAUGGUCCUUAGUGUUCACCGUGGUAGCCUGUCUGCUCGUGGCGGCUGCCAUCAUCUACCUGGUCUUCGGCAGCGGGGAAGAGCAGCCCUGGUCACGAGGCGAGCCCGACAAGAAGACCCUGACCUUCGCCUCGCCACAGGGUCCACCGGACAUGAAGAACGGCUUCACCAGGGCCACGCUGACUGUACAGGGACACGUGGAGGAGGAUUACACCGUUCAUGACGACUUCACCAGGAGUUCGGACGAAGAGGAACUCCCCUUGUCAGAAGAGGACGGAAAAGUUAAAAGAUUUGACGGCAGAUAGAAGCUAAUUGUAUAUUGUCCUCAGACAUCAACGUCGAUUUAGAUGCACCUAGAUGUACAUUUCGAUUAAAGAUUGUUUACAUGGUCUGCAAGAGUAUGAUUACACGUGUCAUUAAGUUCAUAUCCAGUAAUGUUAUUCCCA